Aspergillus neoniger CBS 115656 is the source of this 801-nucleotide messenger RNA. RefSeq names its product class I SAM-dependent methyltransferase. Lineage: Eukaryota; Fungi; Ascomycota; Eurotiomycetes; Eurotiales; Aspergillaceae. Gene Ontology annotation, molecular function: methyltransferase activity. The coding region runs from base 1 to 801 and encodes 266 amino acids. The transcript has a single exon. The record is from RefSeq and is a predicted model, not a curated record.
AUGACAACCUACACAACCGACCACGCCCCCGCGGUCCUCCAAACCCACGGCUGGCGCACCCUCAGCAACUCCGUCCCCUACAUCCUCCCCUACCUCAAACCCAACAUGACCAUCCUCGACAUCGGCUGCGGCCCCGGUAGCAUCACGAUCGACUUCGCGCGACACGUCCCCUCAGGCCACGUAACGGGCGUCGAAUACGUCGCGGACCCACUGGAGCAAGCACGCACGCUCGCCUCCUCACAAGGCAUCACAAACAUCACCUUCCAAGUAGCCGACAUCCACGCCCUCCCGUUCCCCGACAACACCUUCGACCUGGUGCACGUGCACCAAGUGCUCCAACACAUCGCGGACCCCGUGCUGGCGCUGCGCGAAAUGCGCCGCGUGGCUAAACCCAACGGGGGGAUUAUCGCGGCCCGCGAAUCCAGUGCGAUGACGUGGUAUCCUGAGAAUAAGGCGAUUGAGCUGUGGUUGGAUAUUACGACGAAGAUGGCGAGGGACAGAGGUGGGAAUCCGCACCCUGGGUCGAGGAUUCAUGUGUGGGCGGAAGAGGCGGGGUUUGUGCAGGAGAGGAUUAAGAAGACGGCGGGGUCGUGGUGCUUUAGUAGUCCGGAGGAACGGAGGUAUUGGGGGGGUUCGAUGGCUGGGAGGGCGGCGAAUUCGGGGUUUGCGACGCAGGCGCUGGAGGGGGGGUAUGCGAGUAAAGAGCAGUUGGAGGCGGUUGUGAGGGGGUGGGAGGAGUUUGUGGAGUGUGAGAGGGCUUGGUUUGGGUUGUUGCAUGGGGAGAUUGUUGCUUGGAAGUAG